Molecule: messenger RNA, 2707 nt
Organism: Choloepus didactylus (southern two-toed sloth)
Lineage: Eukaryota; Metazoa; Chordata; Mammalia; Pilosa; Megalonychidae
Gene: A4GALT
Product: alpha 1,4-galactosyltransferase (P blood group)
Exons: 3
Coding region: 301-1362 (353 amino acids)
Biological process (GO): protein O-linked glycosylation
Molecular function (GO): acetylglucosaminyltransferase activity
Source: RefSeq, a predicted model, not a curated record
GCGCUGGACCCGCCCCGGGCCGGGAAGGGGCGGUGCCUCCGCCCGCAGGGCUCGGGGGAACGGCCCUCCCCGCCGCCGCGCCCGCCCGGGGCCCGCUGUCCACCUCCCGCCGCCGCCGCCGGAGCGGGAGAUGGACUUGCAGGCGCAGAGAGCGAAUGGACAGGCCGUGUCUGCAUCGCCAGAGGCUGGCCGCUGAGCUAGCGCGUGUCUGCAGGAGGCCUGCUGGACUGCGCCACCAUGGGCUGUGUGGGCUGAUCAGUCAGUUCCUGCUGGAGGCUCCCGGAGUGACCUGGGGAGACCAUGCCCAGGCCCCCCGACCUCCUGCUGCGGCUGCUCCAGGGUACUUCCCGGCAGCGGCUCUGCACCCUGCUCAUCAUCGGCUUCAAGUUCACAUUUUUUGUCUCCGUCCUGAUCUACUGGCACAUUGCGGGGGAGCCCCAGGGCCAGGGGCAGCUCCACAGCCUGCCGCCCGACAUCCCCUGCCCCCGCCUGGCCGUCCCCACGCCGCCCUCCGGCUCCGCCUCUCCGGGUGACAUCUUCUUUCUCGAGACCUCAGACCGCACCAACCCCAACUUCCUGUUCAUGUGCUCUGUGGAGUCGGCCGCCAGGACACACCCCGAGUCCCGGGUGGCCGUCCUGAUGAAGGGGCUCCCGGGGGGCAACGCCUCCCUGCCCCGGAACCUGGGCAUCUCGCUUCUGAGCUGCUUCCCCAAUGUCCGGCUGCUCCCGCUGGACCUGGAGGAGCUGUUCCGGGACACACCCCUGGCCGCCUGGUACGCCGGGGUGUGGCGCCGCUGGGAGCCCUACCUGCUGCCCGUGCUCUCCGAUGCCUCGCGGAUCGCGCUCAUGUGGAAGUUCGGGGGCAUCUACCUGGAUACAGACUUCAUCGUGCUCAGGAGCCUCCGGAACCUGAGCAACACGCUGGGCACCCAGUCCCGCUAUGUGCUCAACGGCGCCUUCCUGGCCUUCGAGCGGUGGCACGCCUUCAUGGCGCUGUGCAUGCGGGACUUCGUGGCCCACUACAACGGCUGGAUCUGGGGCCACCAGGGCCCGCAGCUGCUCACGCGCGUCUUCAAGCAGUGGUGCUCCAUCCGCAGCCUGGGGGAGAGCCGUGGCUGCCGCGGGGUCACCACCCUGCCCCGCCAGGCCUUCUACCCCAUCCCCUGGCAGAGCUGGAAGAAGUACUUCGAGGACGUCAGCCCCGAGGAGCUGCCCCAGCUGCUCAACGCCACCUACGCCGUCCACGUGUGGAACAAGAAGAGCCAGGGCACGCGCCUCCGGGCCACGUCUCGGGCGCUGCUGGCCCAGCUCCACGCCCGCUACUGCCCCACGACGCACGAGGCCAUGAAGAUGUACGCGUGAGGGGCCUCCCGGGGGAGAAGGGCCCUCGGCCACCCUUCCCUGAGAGCAGGAUGGGGGCCUGGGAGAGGGGGGUCUGAGUGGCUGCUGCGGGGAUGGGUUGCAGGCUGGGGGAAGGGCGGGGACCUCCGGCCCCAGGAGGUGUGGGAGGAGAUGAGGCUGCGGGCCUGGGGUCGUUCCCCCCAGUCGGGUCCUGGACCCAUGGAGGGCAAGGCCCUCCAGCCAGAGUCUGCCUCCCCCAGGCUGGCAGUUGCAUCUGGGGGCUUCGAAACCACCAGCAAGAACAGGGAGCACCACAGCAUCUUCUGGGGUGGCACAGGGAAGCCCCCGGGGAGGUAAGAAAGGAGAGGGGAGGAAACGGCUCAUGGGCGAGCCAGACUGCAGACCGCGUCCCAAAAGCCAAGGCAGCUGCUUUUCAUCCAGUUUGGUUCCUUUCUCGGAAGGGCUGAGCAAGGCCGAGGCCGGCAGAGCUGGCCUGGGGAGCCCCUGGGGGAGGCCCUGCCAGCCCACCCCAUCCUAAUUUCCCGAGAUGUUGCAAGGGUGAUGCAUGCCAGCCACCCACGGCAGAGUGGGGGUUCUUCUGGCUCAGGGAAAGGAUUUAAAUGAAUGUUCUCUGUCUCCACUGCCCCUGCUAAAUACAGGAAGAAUAAUAAAUGUAAUGAAAGUGCCUAAUGCACGUCCAGUGCUUUUUUGGUUGCCGAAAUGCCUCACUCACAGGCCCGGCAGAGGAGGAAGCAGCUGGGGGUGGGGGUGACCUGCCAGCCGGGCUUUCCCCACAGCUGCCCUGAUGGGAAGGGCUCAGAGGCCAGCCCGGCCCCCAGCAUCCCUGGGGAGCAGCCAUGGAAGGCGUGUGGGAAGAGUCUGUUUUUCUCACCUUAUAAGGCCCCCAGCCCUUCCUCCCCCAUAAUUACCCUGAAUCCCUUUUAACCAAAAUGGAGCCGCUGAGGACCCUCCAGAGGCCUGCUGUUGGAGCAGGAGGAGCCCCCGUGAGGAGGAGGAGGGCCCUGUGGAGUCCCUCCUGCCUGGCCCUCCUCCCUAGAUGCCCGCCAGGCGGUCCUGGGUCUGAGCCAGAAGAAAAUCUGCAUUCACCAGGGCAAGGCCCCGGCUGGUUUGUGUUGAGGACGUGGCCUCCGGGAAUGGGUGUCCCCACCAGGCUGGAGAAGUCCCCGCUGGCAGAACUGAGGGUGCUGGCAGGAGCUGGUGCUCAGCGGCUGCUCCUCACAGCCCAGGGAGGAAGCCGGCAGAGGCCUCUGGCUCCCACCGCAAACCGUCUCAGGCAGCCUGGUAAGAGGUGAGCUCCCUGGCUCUAGAGGUAUUCAAGAACAGCUGAUGUCUUUGAUGAAAACAA